ACACAGAUGUAAUGAAGUAACCAAUUUGAUGCAUAUUAGCUUUGUUUGUUGUAUUGCACCAAAAAAAUAGUUUUUUAACCACAAAUGAGGCACAAUCGUGUGGAAUGUUACGUCAAAAUACGUGUGUCAGAAUCGUGUGUGCUGGAUUCAGAUUUCAGGAUGCCGGGCUCCCCAAAAGCUAUUCUCCUGAUAACGUUUAGAUAAAGAGAAUGAUUGGACAUUUCAUUUCUUGCGAAAAAACAGUCAGUACUUUCACAAACUUUCAGUAGCACGGAAGCAUAAUUUUGGUCCAUGUUAUACCCUUCAUUAGUUCACUCCAACGCAUACGGAUUCCACUAUCAAUUCUUUUGUUUUCUCUCAGGGUACGGAAAAAGAAAACAAUAAAAUCGGACAAUGUCCCGCGGGCUUAAGCUGUACUAUGAUUUUAUGUCGCAACCAUCAAGAGCGCUCUACAUAUUCUUGUCAACCAACAAGGUUCCGUUUGAGCGAUGCCCGGUAGCGCUUCGAAAAUUUGAGCAGAAAACACCCGAAUAUCGAAAAAAUGUUAACCGAUACGGUAAGGUGCCGUGCAUCGUGGAGCAGGACUUCCGGCUCGCGGAAAGCGUCGCCAUUUACCGGUACGUGUGCCGCGAGUACCCUGUGGCGCCCCACUGGUAUCCGGCAGACACCGUACGGCAGGCACGCAUCGACGAGUACCUGUCCUGGCAGCACCUGAACAUACGUGCCGACGUCUCGCUAUACUUUUUCCACGUCUGGCUUAAUCCGCUGAUGGGCAAGGAGGUGGAUGCUGCCAAGACGGACCGUUUGCGGGACCGGCUAAAGAAAGGGUUAGACUUUUUCGAGCAUGAUUUGCUAGCGAACGGCAAACGGCCGUUCCUAGCCGGUGACACCAUCAGCAUAGCCGACCUGUCGGCCGCUUGUGAGAUUGAGCAGGUUAAAAUAGCUGGUUACGAUCCGUGCGGUGGCCGACCGCACCUGAGCGCAUGGUUGGGGGCGGUACGGGAGCGGACGAAUCCGUACUACGACGAGGCACAUAAAUACGUUUAUCGGCUAGCACCGGACCAUAUUUCUACGCCUGCUGUACCGGAGGAUGAUUGAGAUGCAACGGGUAUAUAUUACACGAUAUCGGGGGAAUGGUAUACAGAUCUUAUACGAACACCUCACCUGAAAAACAGGUGUUUGUAUAGCUGUGUUAAAGACUGUAGUAUGUGUCCAGUGAAGGGCAAGGGGGAUUUUUUUUCUUUAAAUAAUGUACUGAAGAUAAACCUCUUCUAAAAGCCUAAAAUCCUGUAUAACAGCGCUAACGGCCUUAAUAGUGUUUAGGGAAAUAAAUUUUGAUAUAAUGUUUUCAUAUUAUAAAACAAAUAAACAAAAAAUGUUGACCAAA
Messenger RNA from Anopheles stephensi (Asian malaria mosquito), 1387 nucleotides. Its product is annotated as glutathione S-transferase theta-2-like. Gene Ontology annotation, molecular function: glutathione transferase activity. Gene Ontology annotation, cellular component: cytoplasm. NCBI's taxonomy places the organism in Eukaryota, Metazoa, Arthropoda, Insecta, Diptera, Culicidae. Gene Ontology annotation, biological process: glutathione metabolic process. The transcript has 2 exons. Bases 394 to 1098 code for a protein of 234 amino acids. The record is from RefSeq and is a predicted model, not a curated record.